UUCAUUUAUUGUGCAUUCGUGGAAUACUUGUUCUUGUAAAAUAUUUUAAUGUAAUCAAUUAUUGAAUUUUUUUCGCAUAACAUUAUUCAUAAUAUUGCGGCCUUUUCAUUACUUACUUUUUAGUCGUACUAGUCAUUAAGAAAUGUGUGGUCAGAUCAGCUCCUGAAAGGACAGAUUCGGCACCAAUAAAGGCCAAGCUAGUUGUUUUUAUGACCGGUGAUUCGUUCACCAUUGGAUGUAAAUUUCCAUAGCCAAUCAAGAAAGGACCAACUACGCUUCUACCAAUAUAAUUAACAUAAUAAAAUGAUGGAGCAGUUUCAAGUAGUAACGAGUGGUGGUGCCGUUGCAUCGCAAGCUGCUUCCCAUGUAGCAGUUUCAGGCGGAAAUGGAAAUGCAGAACAAGUAGCCGUCAUGCAAGGUCUGCAGUCUGCUGUUCAAGUAUCUGGAGCACAAGUUGCACAAUUAUCUCCACAGCCACAGGUAUUACAAGUUUCACAAGGGGGCCAACCAAUUAUGGUUCAAGGUCUUCAACAAGGUCAUGCUAUUCAAAUUCAAGGCCAGACUGGCCAACAAGUACAACAAAUUCAAGUUAUUCCUAUUGGCCAGCUAUCUGGUGCACAAGGUCAACAACAGAUAAUUAUACAGCAACCAGGACAAGGACAAAUAAUUCAAACUCCAGAUGGUCAAACUUUAGUCUAUCAGCCUGUAAUGGAAGGAUCAAAUUUCAUACAGACUCAAGGAGGUAUUAUACAGAUACCAUCAGUUACGGUUGCUGCUCCUGCUCCACAAGUUGUUCAAACAACCACAACCACUGCUGCUAGUCCUACCCCACAGACAAUCACAAUACCUUCAAAUGUUCCACCUGCUAAUAUUGUUAUGCAAGUUGUUCCUGGUAAUGGUGGUAUUCAAGCAGUUCAAAGGAUACCUCUCCCAGGUGCUGAGCUGUUAGAAGAAGAACCUUUGUAUGUUAAUGCUAAGCAGUAUCAUAGAAUUUUAAAAAGAAGACAAGCUCGAGCAAAACUAGAAGCUGAAGGAAGAAUACCUAAAGAACGACGGAAAUAUUUGCACGAAUCCAGACAUCGUCAUGCGAUGAAUCGGGUUCGAGGUGAAGGUGGUCGUUUUCAUUCAGGGUCUAUGAAAGAGGAAAUGAUGAUGCAUUCAAAGCUAUCAACAGAUUCUCAGACAAAUACGGAUUCGGAAGGCUUAAGUGGCAAUAAUGGAAUAUCUGAUUUGGCAGGUUUAGAUGGGGUGUUGCAGCUGUGCAGCCCCAAUGGACAAGCCGCCACUGUGUGGAAAACUCAAUUGCUGGGCAUUGACAACAAUCAUGGAAUAAUUACAAAGGUGCCACUGAGGUCAAAAUCGAAAUCUGGGAAACCUCAGAAGGUGGAAAGAAAACUUUAAAAGUUGAUGGCAAGAAUAUCCAGAACGGUCGUAUACUUACUGCAAAUCUCUUGCCUGAGGAGUCAAAUUGAGUGAAAGAUCUUCCAAAAUGUUGCUAUGCCGAGUGUUUCAGAAAAUUUAUAGGAACACUUCACAUGCAAGUUUUAAUUAACUUUAUAUAACGAUUGUGAUUUUACCAACUUAGUACUGCAUUAUCGGAUCUUGGUAAAGAGCUGAUUGUCCAAAAGCAAUAUGAAUUCCUUAAGACAUACAGAUUUAUUUAUUACUAACAUUUUAAUGCAUGGGCAUUUCUACACUUACUUGAAUAACGAAGAAGCUAUGCAAUCUGUUUUUAAGACAUAAGAAAAGUACUUUUUUGUAUAUUCCUAGCAAUACAGGAGAAACAUUUAUUGCUUUACUCUCCCUGUGAAGUUGUUUUUAGUCUCAUGCAUUUAAGGACAAAUAUGCACUUAAGUGUGUGAACAAAACACUAAGUGUCAUGGCUAUAUAGUUUCCAGAAGAUUGUGCCUCUAUGCAUCUAAAUGUGUAAAAUAUGUAUGAUUAAAAGUUGAACAGAAGUCUGCAAAUAUGACUGAUUUUUUGCUCAUUGCUUUUUGGCCUCUUUCUGUGUUUAAAAUUUAGUGAUAUGAGUUUACUUAUUUUGUGAAUUAAAUUUAUGACUCUUUGAAGUAAAUUUUGAAUUUUUGUUGAGUUGAUUUUUGAUCUUCCGAGUGACCAGUUGUUUUGACUGGAUAAGUUUAAGCUGUAUGAAUGAGCUUUAAAGUGGCCACACCAAGCUCUUUGAUAUGUAAUUGAUGCCUUAAGAAUAAUUUUAAUCUUCGGAAUUUUAGAAAAUGUCCGAAUAAAGGGAAGUGUUUCUGCCUUUAAACUGAACAAUGAAACAAUGAAAGCUAAUUCAGCUGUUUAGAAGCUUAAACUUUUUCCGAUUCAUCAGUGGUCGAUGUUUUUACGCACAAAAUAGGCUUGAAAUGUUCUUAUUAAUAAAGUUUCAUGAAUUAAGAAAACUUUUUUAUACAAAAGGCAAUUUAUUAUUUUCUAUUUGUGUGUGAGCAAUUUUUCGUGAUUAAUUACCAUUUCAAGCUUUUUAUAUAUUUAAAACAUUAAUAGUCUGAACUAGAUUUAUUCUUAACUAUUUGUAUCCAGUGCUUCCUUUUUGAAAUGUUAGCCAUGUUGUUACGAAGCAUUAACAUUAUGCUGGGAAUGUAUUAUGAUUAAUGACUUAAAUAUCAGUGUAAAUGUUCUUUUUGUGAUUCUGGAUAGCUUAUCACACUAUCCUAUAAAAAAAAUCCAUCCAUCUUUUUGUAGAUUCAUCACAAUCAGAUUUAUGAUAAAAAAGCAAUACAAAAACAGAACUUAUGUUUUAUGAUAUGACAUGAAAAUUAAAUGAAUAGAUUAUGAUAUUAAUAAUAUCAUUAUUUAAUUUCAAAUUUUCUUCAAGUUUUGAUUUAAUGAAAAAAUAAAAAUGGCUUUUCUUGGUUAUUGGAAGGAAAAA
This is a messenger RNA of Argiope bruennichi, 2893 nucleotides long. RefSeq names its product nuclear transcription factor Y subunit alpha-like (gene Nf-YA). NCBI's taxonomy places the organism in Eukaryota, Metazoa, Arthropoda, Arachnida, Araneae, Araneidae. Gene Ontology annotation, molecular function: DNA-binding transcription factor activity, RNA polymerase II-specific; RNA polymerase II cis-regulatory region sequence-specific DNA binding. Gene Ontology annotation, biological process: regulation of transcription by RNA polymerase II. Bases 304 to 1401 code for a protein of 365 amino acids. The transcript has 11 exons. Gene Ontology annotation, cellular component: CCAAT-binding factor complex. The record is from RefSeq and is a predicted model, not a curated record.